AAUACCAAAGGAAAAAAAAAGUUGAAUACAUAACCAAUGAUGAAUCGAACGUACUAAUUUUAGCUGCAGGUAAUGAGCACUUUACGGACCACGCGGAACGUUUCUGCCAUGUGAGGCCAUAAAUCAACCACAUCUUUAAUCAGAGCGCCAAAGAGAGUCCUGCAGAUAAAGACAGCAAAUGACUCCAGCACAGUCUCGGAAGGAGUGAUGAAUGUAGAGAAGGAGGUGGGAGGGAGAAAGAGUGGACACUUUGUCCUGUUAGUGAAGCUUGCAGUAGGCAGGCAGAUAGUAGCAGAGUAAUAUUAGGGAUGGGUGUUGUGUGUGGCCCUGUCCCAAACCCCACACGAACGCUCUAAAGUCUUGGCAAGUGCACUUCGGUUUUCUGUCAUUUAUCAAUAAGCUCUGGAUGUGUUGAGACCUCGAGGUUGUCGGGGCACCAAGCGAGGAACCUGAACGGCUCUACAGUGUAUAUCACUCAGGACCCAUACAUAAAAUGUAAGUAAAAUGAUUCUUCUUUUUUUAUUUUUACAAUGUACAACUCUUGAAUGGAUUAGUGAGCGAUUGGUGUUGAGAUGUGGUUUGAUGUUGAGUAUGUUGUUAAAUAUCCUGUUGGGUGAGCUGGAUGUAAUACGGUGAUUAAUAUGAGUGUAUAUUAAUACAUUCAUAUUAAUGUUAAUGUUAAUGGUUCCCAGCCAGAGCGACAAUGACAGAGGCAAGAAAAAUGGCGAGAGCAAAACUGGUGCUGCUGGGACGAGAGAACUGUGGAAAGACGGCUCUGUGUGUGAGAUUCAUCACCAAGCGCUUCAUUGGGGAGUAUGACCAUAAAAAGGAGGUGACCUACAGGUGCCGCAAAAUAGUGGACAAGGAAGCGACGGACUUGGAGAUUUUAGACACGGUUAAUAAGGAUUGUGUUGGAUCUGGCGCCACUCCUCUCGAGAGUUCUAUUAAAUGGGGCGAUGGCUUUCUGAUCGUGUACUCAGUGACGGACCGCAGCAGCUUUGAGGCUGUCGCACGCCUCAAGAGGCUCAUUGAUCACACCCGACAGAGCCUUGGAAUCCCCACAGUGAUUGUAGCAAAUAAGAAUGACAUGGAGAAUGGACGUGCUGUUAGGACAGAAGAGGGACAGGCUUUGGCCAGAGACCUGAGGUGUAGUUUUUUUGAGCUCUCCGCAGCAGAGAGCUCGUCAGCGGUGGAGGCAGCAUUCAGCCAGCUGAUCCGUGAGGUGCGGGUGGAGUUCCAUCGCCACCUGUUAGCCAUGGACAAGCGUUCACGUGUGCUCCAGAUGCGCCAUGCACUCAAGAAUAAACUCACACGCAGCAAAACCAUGCAAUGGUGAUACAGCUAUGAGGGUGUUCCGCUAUCUAGGUCUACUAAAUACCAGAUCACUACUAGUCCAUCAGUAAGGAAAACGACUGGACUUGUUUAAUGUCUUGAAAAUGAUACUUAACCGAGUCACUUAACUGAGUGAUGGGAAAUUCCCAUGAAUUUACACAUGUAGUCGCUAGUUUAGUAGGUACCUAACAUACCUUCACCAUAUUCAGUAGAUAAAGCACUUUAGUUAUACAACUACUGACUGUAGCCUAUCUGUAGCCCUUCUCUACCUUCACAACCGGUGGAAAGGGACCACCUCUGACGUUAUUUGAGUGGUGGACCGAUUCUGUGGGAAUUUCAAGGCCACAUGAUAGUCAUUAAAGUGCUAAGUCACUCAAUGUGUCCUCCAUACAGUAAAAAUGAUCAAGCUCGAAUGACUGAACGAGGGGCGGUAUGUCAAGAUAACAACAGGACAAGAUACAAAUAUGAGCUGCGAGGUAGUUAAAAGACCCCCUGCAGCUGUAUCACGAGGUUCUGUACCUCACAGUUAAAAGACACAAUCAAUAUGAUUCCUGCCAUCCUGUUGUGGAAGUCUUUUGGAAGGAAAAUACUCGCUCCAGGGAAAUUUCAGGCACCAGAAAGGGAAAUAGUGUUCUAAUGAAAUACUGUGUUAGAACUUUUACAGGUCUAUUUGACUGUUUGAGUCCUCUUUUUGUGUGUUGGUGAGAAGAAAUGUCAGGUGGAAUACAUUUUGUAGCAGUUAUGCUGCUUGAUUUGCUAUAAAUCUGGGGAAAGGGCUACUCUUAUUACAUCCUUUGAAAGCCUCGUAUACUGUGUAUAUGUGUGGCGGUCUGGGAGAACCCUUUGGAUUCCAUUGUGAUUGAAUUCUGUUGGAAGAAAAGAAAAAAAAUGAUUUCUGGGGGAGGGGGGAAUUGGAUUUUUCUGCCUUUAGCAGACUUUGACACCUACAAUGUAAGAAACCACAAAUAUAUAUUUCACAAAAAAAUGAGGUGGAAAUGUUUUAUUGACUUUUCAGUCUUGCCUAGGCUACCUUCCUGCAAAAAGAUCAUGUUUGGUACGGAGCCAGUUUAACCAACACUGCCUGUGUAAAGAUGUCUGUUCCACAAGUUGUUGCAUAGCUACAUGCCAUAGCUAAAACUUUAUUAACGUUGCGUGAUCAGUGUCCAUGAUGGGAAAAAAAACCUUCUUGAUCUGAAAAGAUCUGCAAGGCCUGUUUUAUCAGUAGCCAGAGAUGCCUUAAAGCGCACAUAUUAUGUGUUUUCAGAUAUUACCCUGCAUGUAGUGUGUUAUAAUAGCUGGUUGUGAAUGUAAAAAGUCUGCAAAGUUUCAAAAAUCAAAGCGCACGACAAACUGAGUUAUUGACUCCCAAAAGAAGGAAGCGAUUCUGAACAGCUGAAACGAGUCGUUAGUGAUUCCAGACUUACUUCCUAUACUAACCUAUGUAGGUUUGUAACAAAAAAUCCCGCCUCUGGUCUUCAUUGGCUGCUCGCUGACAGCGGUAGACCAAUCACAACAGACUGGGACAUCUGACCAGUCAGAGCAGAGUAUGCUGCAGUUUAAAUUAUGAGCACAUUAAAGUGUUUUUUGACCUUAGAUGCAUGUAAAUCUAUUGUAUGAAAGCUUUAAAACAAAAUUAUGCACGUUUCAAAACCAUAAUAGGUGCUCUUUAAAACUGUAGAGAUGACAUGGCUAAGGCUUUACUUUACACCUUAGUACAGUUUGCUAUACAGCAAGGAAACUGUGAACCAGAUUUUUAAAAAAUUAAUUAAUUUGGUCCAAAGCAUAGCUCAUAGUUUAAUUGUUUAUUGUGUGGUCAAUGAUUUCAUCAAUGACACUGAGGGAUAAAAAUGUCUUUUGAGAGAAAGAGAGAAACGUAGGGAAGACUAUUCUUUACUAGCUGAAAGUCAUUUGCUCCUCUGCAAGAUAUGUACUUUAUUUAGUCUAAGACAUGUUCGAGAGAUUUAUGUUUUAUAUUAUUCCAUAUCUGUUUAUUUGUGUUCUAGCUGCAUCAGAUUGUUCUGCUGGAAACGUCUUUGAAUAAAGCUUAC
Molecule: messenger RNA, 3380 nt
Organism: Ictalurus furcatus (blue catfish)
Lineage: Eukaryota; Metazoa; Chordata; Actinopteri; Siluriformes; Ictaluridae
Exons: 6
Coding region: 704-1336 (210 amino acids)
Molecular function (GO): GTPase activity; GTP binding
Source: RefSeq, a predicted model, not a curated record